AAGAGAUGGUUCUAGAAGGUUCUGGUAAAUAUGCUACGAGUCUUUUGUACAAUGUUUUUAGGGUGUUAGGAUUUUGUAUUUUACUGUGUAAAGAAGUAGUGCCUGUUUGGCCAUGGAUAGUUUUCAAUUUUUGUGGAAUUCGAAAAACUCCAAAAAGAUGUUUUCACAAUUUUCACUUCAAAUCACUCACAAAAUUGAAAACAACUCCAAUUUAUAUUCAUGUUCAAACACAACUCCAACAUCCAAAUACUCCCUGCGUCCAUUUUUACUUGUCAUGUAUCGACUUUGGCGCACCUAUUAAGGAGCAAAAACUAGAAUGAUAAUCUUACUAUAUCACCCUUUGAAUAUAAUAAAUGCAGUGUUUAGGGAAACGCUUUGAUAAGUGAUUAAUAAGGAUAAAUUAGGAACUAUGUGUUAAAUUCUGUCUUGGUUUUCUAAACUAGACAAAAGUAAAAGUGGACUUCUAUUUUUAGUAUAGGGGACAAGUAAGAAUGCACGGAGGGAGUACUAUUUUCAACUUGAAAACAAGUGACUACUCUUUUCCAAAUUUCACAAUUUUUAUGUCCAAACGCCCACUCAGUUUCUUUUGUAACGAGAAAUGUCCAUUUUCCUGUAGAUAAUGCACCCAGCCCUCUAAUCUUCUCCUCUAAAUUACUCCAUUAGGAUUCUUUCUUGGCCUUUGGGGGCUUUCUAGACUUAGUACUAGAGGAUAAUUUUGAUCAAAGAAAUAAGGGGUAAUAUGCUAGAAGGUAUGGGGUUUUGUGACUUAUAACUUCAGUAUGGUUUUUGCUCUCAAGAAGGCGAGGUGCAUGAUUGAGUAUUUUUUGGGGUCAGUGAUGCAUGUAUGAUAAGGUUGUUUUUUCUUUGUUUGAUUUUGGGGGUUGGUGAUUCCAGCAUGGAAUUCAACUUAUUGGUUAUUCUCAAUGCUUUAUGCGAGCCUACAGGGUCUAAUCUUGUGUUAUUCCUAAACGUUCACACCUUUUUUCGCUCUGUUUUUUAGUUUUAAUGUUCUAAUUUCUUGAAAAUCUAUACGGAAAUAAUAUUAGAAAGGAUGCAUGUUUUUCUAUCUUUUUUCGCCAUUUUUUAGUUCUAGUGUUUUAAUUUCUAAAUCACUACGGAAAUUAUAUUAGAAAAGAUGCAUGUCUUUCUAUCUCCUCCCUACCACACAAAGUUAGGGGUAAGGUCUGCAUACAUCCUACCCUCCCCAGACCCCACCUGUGGGGUGGGAUCAUACUGGGUUUGUUGUUGUUGCAUGUUUUCCAUCUUUUUUCUUAUUUUUUGGGAAAACAUUACGGUACCAACUUCAUGAAGGUAAACUGUUAUGUUCCAGCUUCUACACAGAAAAUGACUGAUGAAAAUUUUGAGCAACCUGAGACGGGUAACUUGCAUGGCACAGAAAACCUGGAUAAUAUGAACAGUGUUCAGGACAACGAUAAUGUCAAUGGCAAGGAUAAUAUGGAAGGCGCUGAUCAUGUGCACGAAUCUGAUUACGUGCAGGACACCAAUCAUGUGCACGAAGCUGAUCACGUGCAGGACACUGAUCAUGUGCAUGAGGCAGAUCAUGUACAUGACACUGAUCAUGUCCAUGAUACAGAUGCUGUGCAGAACAUGGAUAAUAUUCAUGAGUCAGAUACUACUCUUGGCGUGAAUACCGCACCUGAGGAGACACAUGCUUCUGAAGAAGUAAAAGUUACUCCAAUUGAUACAGGAGCUGGCGAAGAAAAAAAAUGGCCGGGCUGGCCAGGAGAAAACGUUUUCAGGAUGUUAGUUCCCGCUCAGAAGGUUGGUAGUAUCAUUGGUCGCAGAGGAGAGUAUAUUAAGAAGACCUGUGAGGAGACAAAAGCUCGCAUUAAGGUCCUUGAUGGUCCUCCUGGGACCACUGAAAGAGCUGUGAUGAUAUCUGCGAAAGAAGAUCCAAGCCUAUCAAUUCCGCCUGCUAUGGAUGGUCUUUUGAAGGUUCACAAGCGGAUUGUUGAUGUAGACACUGAUUCAGCUAGAGCUUCACCAGUCACUGGGAGGCCAGUCACGACCAGACUACUUGUGGCAGCCUCACAGGCUGGAAACUUGAUUGGGAAACAGGGUAGCACUAUUAAGACUAUUCAAGACACAUCUCAUUGCACCAUUCGAGUAAUUGGAGAAGAGCACCUUCCACUUUUUGCUCUUCCUGAUGAUAGUGUUGUUGAGAUACAAGGAGAGCCCGCCGGCGUGCAUAAAGCAGUUGAAAUGGUUGCAUCACAUCUCAGGAAAUUUUUAGUUGAUCGUAGUGUAAUUGGAGUAUUUGAGAUGCAAAUGCAAAUGCCAAAUGCUCGACCAAAUCAGAACAUGCCUCCGCCUGGACCUACUCAGUCAUGGGCCCCUCCUCCAUCCGGUUUUCCUGGGAGUGCUGGCGGUGGACCUGGUUAUGGGCACAACACUCAGUAUAUGCCGCCUCCACGACAGUUCGAUGCUUAUUUUCCACCGGUAGACAUGCCACCAUUGGAAAAACAGCCCCGUCAGGGCCCCCCUCCUUAUAGUAGAGAUGCUUCAAUGGGAGCUUAUGGUACAAAUGUGCAAACACAACAAUCUAUGGUUACAAAGGUCACACAAAACAUGCAAAUUCCUUUGUCCUAUGCUGAUGCUGUUAUCGGGACCUCUGGUUCAAAUAUUAGCUAUGUCCGUCGGACCAGUGGUGCGUCUAUUGCAGUUCAGGAAACAAGGGGUGUUCCUGGUGAGAUGACUGUGGAGAUAACUGGAUCUGCAGCACAAGUGCAAACAGCGCAGCAAUUAAUUCAGAAUUCUAUUGCUGAUGCUACCAGCUCAAUGCAGAACACUGCGGCUGGACCACCUUCCCAAGGCUAUAAUCCUUAUUCUCAAGGUCCUGUAUAUACUUCACCAUCAGGUGGCACUGGUCAUCCAUCUGCGGGGGAUUAUGGUUCCAUUUAUGGAUCCAGCUAUGGUUAUUGAUGGAUAUCCUGCUCAAGACAAGUCAUGCUUACAAUCAUGAGAUCUGAAGUCGUCAGCUGUUUAGAAAGUUUUGUUUUUAGUUAGCUGUAUCAUGAUUAGUAGUAGUGGUGGUGGAUGCAUUAGGUAUUUAGGUGGAAUUGCUGGUUGGUUUACCCGUGGUCUUUUACAUUCCAUGUUGAAACAACUCAUAUAUCGUACUGAGUACAGGAUGAUGUUUUACCUCAGUUUCACAGCGGACUCUGAUCAAUUAUAACAAAAAAAACAAUUUCACAUA
This is a messenger RNA of Lycium barbarum (goji berry), 3217 nucleotides long. RefSeq names its product flowering locus K homology domain-like. Lineage: Eukaryota; Viridiplantae; Streptophyta; Magnoliopsida; Solanales; Solanaceae. Gene Ontology annotation, biological process: regulation of gene expression. The record is from RefSeq and is a predicted model, not a curated record. Bases 1306 to 2943 code for a protein of 545 amino acids. Gene Ontology annotation, cellular component: cytoplasm; nucleus. The transcript is spliced from 7 exons. Gene Ontology annotation, molecular function: mRNA binding.